AUGGAAAAAUUUACCUCAAAUAACGGACUAUUAACAGUGGGAGAAAGCAAAUAUAUGUUGCGUGUCUUAAAAAUGAAUGGUUCCACUAUGCUCUUCAUAAGUAAUGUUGAACCGGAAUGUCUCGAUGAAAUAGCAGUAGCAAUGGAAAUGCCACAGGAUAAAAAGAUUUUGGGUACUACAAUAUUUGGAACGAGUUCGUUAUCGGAUUCUCAAUUUCUAGCUGAAAGAUUAAGCAAACGUUUCAUGCGUCAAUUUUUUGUAAGUUUAAAUGUUAGCACGGAUCGUAUGCUAACACCGCUAUUCCAAGAGCAACUGACAAUAUACAUAAACCAACUUUUAAAUGAUUUUAUAUAGUAGUAGUGUUGUAGUGACAUUCGAAUAUCGUUCAAUACAAUAAAACAGAGUAAUUUAUAUGCAUUGCGCUUGAGUUCGUAUUCAUAUUGAUGUGUGUAGUUUUAAUUUUGAAAUAGCUGGACGGACUCGCACACAUCAGGAACACGUACUUUCCGGGGCGGACCGAUUUAUCCUUGAGUAAAGAUGUUCAAUAUAGGCGAGAACAAUAAAUCUCCAAUCCGGUAUUGGC
Glossina fuscipes is the source of this 583-nucleotide messenger RNA. RefSeq lists its product as uncharacterized. Gene Ontology annotation, biological process: proteasome assembly. The record is from RefSeq and is a predicted model, not a curated record. The transcript has a single exon. Lineage: Eukaryota; Metazoa; Arthropoda; Insecta; Diptera; Glossinidae. Bases 1 to 354 code for a protein of 117 amino acids.